AUGACGCUGAAGCUAACAUUGGAUGCUUCACAGGAUCUUCCUAUACUUCACAGUAGUUAUACAAGAGGCUUGCCUGGGUUACCACCUCUGCCUCCUAACCACUGUAGCGAAGCUUCAGAAUUAUAUAAGACGGUAUUGCGUCAUAGUCGUCAUCCUCCCAUAAUGCAAGAUAUCUCAUGGCCUUUGGCCAUUCCAUUCAAAGAGCAACGCUACUACAGAAGUCCAAGUGAAUCAAUUGGCAAUAACUACACUCCAACAGCGAGCAACCUGAAGAUAAAAGAUUUGAAACACGCAUCCCGGGCAGACAAAACAGCUACUGCAAUGCCAGCUUGUGCAAUGAGAUAUUAUUCCACAAAAGCACAACAGCCUGCUCUGAAGAAACGAAAACUUUCACUGAGAAGCAAGAUCACUGAUGAAAGAGAUUCAAAAAGUUGGCCUAGAGGCUCAGGUCCUCCAGGAACCUCAGGACCAACACCUUCAACAAUGGAGGAAAUUCCUGGAAGCCGACCAAUGACACCGGUGGAACAAAUUAACUUAAUUCUUGAGCAAGAGGAAGAGAUUACUCAACUGGAAGGACUGCCUUCUGAUAGAGAUUAUGAGAGAUAUAUCUACUACAUUGACCAUGGCAUCCUGCCUGAUAUGAUUGAACCACAAAAGUCGGAACAGAUAGACCGAAUAGAACAACUUCUGCCAAAGGAGCUUAAAGGUGUUCCUAAUUUGCAAGAGCUACACCUUGAAUUGCUUGAGGAGGUUCAUAAUGACUACGACACCAGCCUUAGGAAAGCCAUUGUUAACUACAUCUUAAAAGAUCCUUCUGAACGGAUGCGACUUUUUGUCUCUUCUGUCCCUCGGCCUUUUCCUCAUCGAGUAAUUCGUGCUCCAGUUCCUUGGCACAGUGCGUACCGUAAAGCUAAGGCUUGGAAUGAGUCUCACCUCUUCAUUGUCAAUCCAAUGAUGACUUUACUUCAGGACCUCUGGUACACAAAGUUCGAUAAUAUCCGAUUUGUUCAACUGAAGGAAAUAAAAAAAGAAAAUCUUCCUAUGCUCCCUCAGGAGUUUGAAGAUCUUGUGAAGAAGCAGUGUGCAGAGACUCGGAGCAUUCUCGAAAACAUAUGGGUCCCUACCUGCGCUACCCUCUUCCUUACCCAUAAAGACAAGUGGAUGCAUCUGGUGCCACAGAAUGAUUGUGAUUCUACUCAACGGGUUAAGGAAUUCUUUGCGUGUGCUGCCUCUAUCAUGUCUUUGCAACUGAGAGAGCUUGUUUUCAAUUCUUUGGAAGAUCUCCUCUCAUUUUUUACCAUGCACAAGGACGGAAAUGAUUUUGGAGGAGAAUACAAUGAGAUGCAAUAUGUUUGGCCACAAGUCAUGAUCCUUAAACUGAAAAUAGAAGAACCUAAAAUUAUUUUUGAUCCAACCCUCGAUGAGUGCUGGGAUCUAAUUAAUCGAUGCUUCCUGGAAAUUCUUAAAAGCGCUCAUGGAAUUCUUAAGGUGGAAUGUGAACUCUUUCCUGACAUUCGAGAAAAAAAUCUCACCAUCCACACUGUAAAAAAAGAGGAAUCCUUAGUCAGCAAGAUUAUCAACAAAGCACAGGAAAUUUUCAGAGCAAAUAUCAUUGGGCCACAAAGCUACCUAAAUGUGUACAAAGUAUACAGUGAUCUUUUGAACACUAAAGCAGAGCAAGAAAUUACUACUUUCCUGUCAGAGAAACAUUCAAUGGAGGCAUUCAUAACAAAAAUAGAGGCUUUACAAAAACUCUGCGAUGAAAUAGCUUUAAUGCACGUCACUGUGCCUCUUGCUAUGUUUUGCCUGGAUGCUGUCAGCCUGAAUGCAGACCUCUGCGCUCGGAGUAUGAAAUUGAAGGAAACUUUAAUUGAGUCUGUGGUGAAGGAAAAUCGGAAUCUCAACAUGAGUAUUUGCCAGCGCUAUGAAGAGAUAUCUGAUCGGAUCAGCGAAAUCCCUGAGACCACAGAGGAACUGGUGGAUCUUGACACUUUCGUGAAAAAAUCCAGUGAGGUCACUAUUACUAAACUGAAAGAAGAAAUCUUUGAAGCAGCAGACAGACUGGACUUUUUGCUGGGCUAUGCCACGCUAUCAGAUGAUGAUAUAAGGUUGAACAGUCAGGUCUUCAACUGGCCAGAACAAAUUGUAUUGAUGUUGGACUUGCAUCGGGAUCGGCUACUGAGCAAGAGAGAUGAUGUAGAAGAAGAUCUGAGGAACCGAUUCUUUUUCUUGUCCAAUGAUGAACUGCUUGAGAUUCUCUCAGAAACCAAAGACCCGCUUCGGGUUCAGCCACACCUGAAGAAGUGCUUUGAAGGGAUCGCGAAACUUCAGUUCACUGAUCAGCUUCAAAUCACAGGGAUGAUCAGUUCCGAAAAUGAAAUUGUUCCAAUUGUUAAACUGAUCAACCCAGCUAAAGCAAAGGGUAUGGUGGAGAAAUGGCUUUUGCAAGUUGAAGAAAUGAUGCUUAGCAGCAUUAAGCAUGUUAUUAAAGAAGGCAUUUCCAACUAUGUUCAGCUUCCACGUAACAAAUGGGUUCUUCAGUGGCCUGGACAGGUGGUGAUAUCAGUGUCGACAGUCUAUUGGACCAGUGAAGUUUCUGAGGCAAUAAGAGAUGGAACCUUGCCAGAAUAUCUAAAGAAAAGCAAUGAUCAAAUCAAUGAAAUUGUGGAGCUAGUGCGUGGAAAGCUAUCAAGUGGAGAACGCAUGACCCUGGGAGCCCUGACGGUUAUUGAUGUGCAUGCCCGUGAUGUGGUUUCUGAACUAGCAGAUGCUAAGGUAGCAAGCCUCAAUGAUUUUAUGUGGAUUUCCCAGCUGAGGUACUACUGGGAAGAGAAUGAUGUUAUUGUGCGAAUGAUCACCACUGUUCUGACCUAUGGCUAUGAAUACCUGGGUAAUUCUGCAAGACUCGUCAUAACACCUCUCACUGAUCGAUGCUACAGGACAUUAAUGGGAGCCUUAAAGUUAAAUCUUGGUGGCGCACCAGAGGGACCUGCUGGUACUGGUAAAACAGAAACUACAAAGGAUUUAGCAAAAGCUGUAGCCAAGCAGUGCGUGGUUUUCAACUGCUCUGAUGGUCUGGACUACAAAGCCAUGGGGAAAUUUUUCAAGGGUCUUGCUCAGUCUGGGGCUUGGGCUUGCUUUGAUGAGUUCAACCGAAUAGAGGUGGAAGUGCUUUCUGUAGUUGCACAACAGAUUCUCAGUAUCCAACAAGCAAUUAUACGUCAUCUCAAAACAUUUCACUUUGAGGGAACAGAGCUUUCUCUCAAUCCAACCUGCUCAGUCUUCAUUACCAUGAACCCUGGGUAUGCAGGACGAGCUGAACUUCCUGACAACCUUAAGGCACUAUUUCGUACAGUUGCUAUGAUGGUCCCAGACUAUGCUCUGAUUGGUGAAAUUUCUCUUUACUCCAUGGGAUUCAUUGACUCGCGAAGUCUCUCCCAGAAGAUUGUAGCCACCUACCGCCUGUGUUCUGAACAAUUAUCAUCACAGCAUCACUAUGAUUAUGGGAUGCGUGCAGUGAAGUCAGUCCUGACAGCAGCUGGAAAUUUGAAGUUGAAUUUCCCGCAAGAAAAUGAGAGUGUUCUGCUGUUACAAGCCUUGAUGGAUGUGAACUUGGCGAAAUUUUUGUCCCAGGAUGUACCACUAUUUCAGGGAAUUAUAUCUGACUUGUUCCCUGGUGUGGACCUCCCGGUCCCAGAACGUGAGGUUUUCCUCCAUGCGUUAAAGACCAACAUCAAGAAAAUGAAACUUCAGCCUGUUCCCUGGUUUAUUGAGAAGAUUAUCCAGAUUUAUGAGAUGAUGCUCGUACGUCAUGGAUUUAUGAUUGUUGGUGAUCCUUUGGGCGGUAAAACCUGUGCCUUCAAAGUAUUGGCAGCAGCACUUGGUGAUCUGUAUGCAGGUCAACUGAUGAAUGAGUACGCUGUAGAAUAUGCUAUAAUUAACCCGAAGGCUGUGACCAUGGGCCAGCUGUAUGGUUGCUUUGAUCCUGUAAGCCAUGAGUGGACAGAUGGGAUCCUCGCCACAACCUUCCGUGCGCAUGCAACGUCUGCCACCAACAUGAGAAAGUGGAUUGUAUUUGAUGGACCUGUUGAUGCUGUUUGGAUUGAAAAUAUGAAUACAGUGUUAGAUGAUAACAAGAAGUUGUGUUUGAUGAGUGGUGAAAUUAUCCAGAUGAGCUCUAAAAUGAAUUUAAUAUUUGAGCCAGCGGAUUUGGAACAGGCUUCCCCAGCGACUGUCAGCAGAUGUGGUAUGAUUUACCUGGAACCCCAUCAGCUGGGCUGGACACCAUUGAAAGAUUCUUACAUGGAUACCCUGCCAGCCACCGUUACCGCUGAGCACAAAGAACUGAUCAAUGACAUGUUCCACUGGCUCAUUCAGCCUUGUUUGGAUUUUACCCGGCUGCACUGCAAGUUCUUUGUGCAGACUUCUCCAAUGCACCUGGCCUAUUGUAUGAUGAGGCUUUAUUCUUGUUUAAUAGAUGAAAUAGCUCAGUCAGGAAAAGAGGAUAAUGAAGAAAUGUCAAGCCAGCAAAUCACCCUCUGGCUGCAGGGUCUAUUCCUCUUUGCCACCGUGUGGGCUAUCGGUGCCACAAUCAACGGGGAAAGCCGCAAGAAGUUUGAUGUUUUCUUCCGUAAUCUGAUUUUGGGAAUGGAUGACCACAACCCACGUCCAAAGAGUGUCAAACUUACAAAAAACAAUAUAUUCCCAGAGAGAGGAAGCGUCUACGAUUAUUAUUUCAAAAAGACAGGUAGUGGUCAGUGGACAGUGUGGACUGAUUACAUCACAAAAGACCAAGACAUCCCUGCUGGUGCCAAGGUUUCAGAUCUUAUUAUUCCUACCAUGGAAACUGCCAGGCAGAGUUUUUUCUUACACACUUAUAUCUCACACAAAGUACCUUUGCUGUUGCUGGGACCCACUGGCACAGGUAAAUCUGCCAUCACGAACAACUUCCUCAUGCAUUUGCCCAAAGAGCAUUACAUUCCCAACUGCAUCAGCCUCUCCGCCAGAACAUCAGCCAACCAAACGCAAGACAUUAUAAUGUCCAAACUGGACAGGAGGAGGAAAGGUGUUUAUGGCCCACCUGUGGGAAAGGAAUCCAUUGUCUUUGUAGAUGAUCUGAAUAUGCCUGCAAAAGAAAUCUAUGGAGCCCAACCACCAAUUGAGCUCCUUCGACAGUGGAUAGAUCAUGGUCACUGGUAUGAUCGGAAAGAUACGUCAAAGCUGACCAUCAUAAAUGUACUGUUUAUUUCAGCAAUGGGGCCUCCUGGUGGAGGGAGGAAUGACAUAACAGGCCGUUUCACUCGCCAUCUCAAUAUCAUCUCCAUUGAUUCAUUUGAUGAUGAUACUAUGAUGAAGAUUUUCACUUCCAUUUCUGAUUGGCACUUUGCGAAAGGAUUUGAAAACACCUUUCUACGGUUGGGUAAGAUGAUGGUACAAGCUACCAUGGCAGUUUAUAAAGCUGCAGUGGACAAUUUUCUUCCAACCCCUUCCAAAUCUCAUUAUGUGUUCAAUCUGCGAGAUUUCUCUCGCGUGAUUAAAGGAGUGCUGUUGUGUCCGAAUACCCAUCUGAAGGAGGGAGAUAAAUUGAUUCGUCUCUGGAUUCACGAAGUUUACAGGGUUUUUUAUGACAGAUUGAUUGCAGACGAUGAUAGACAGACAUUUUUCCAAAUAAUCAAACAAACCACCUCAAAUUUCUUCAAACAGAGUGUUGAUAAGGUUUUGAGCCAUUUGACUCCAUCGGGAAAGGUUACCGAUGACAAUAUUCGCAGUCUAUUUUUCGGAGAUUUUCUAAAGCCAGAUUCUAGUGUAAAGGCUUAUGAUGAGAUUGUAGACUUAAAACAACUUACAUCAGUGAUGGAAUAUUAUCUAUCAGAAUAUAACAAUGUCAGUAAAGCUCCAAUGGCUCUGGUCAUGUUCAGGUUUGCCAUUGAGCACAUCUCGAGAAUAUGCAGAGUGCUAAAACAGGACAACGGCCACUUGCUUCUAGUUGGUGUUGGUGGGAGUGGCAGACAGAGUGCUACAAAACUGUCCACUUUCAUGAAUGAGUUCAACUUCUUCCAAAUUGAAAUCACAAAGAACUAUGGCAAAAGUGAAUGGAGAGAUGAUAUUAAACGGAUAAUGAUCAAGACUGGAGUUGAUGGCAAACAGACUGUCUUUAUGUUUAGUGAUAGUCAAAUUAAAGAUGAGUCAUUUGUGGAAGACAUCAACAUGUUGUUGAACACAGGAGAUGUACCCAAUAUCUUCCCGGCAGAUGAGAAAGCUGAACUCCUUGAAAAGAUGCAAAGUGUUGCCAGGACUGAUGGAAAGAGAAUUGAGGCCACUCCACUGUCAUUAUAUAAUUACUUUAUUGAAAAAGUAAAAGCUAAUCUACACGUUGUAUUAGUCAUGAGUCCAAUUGGAGACGCCUUCCGGAAUCGUCUGCGAAUGUUCCCAUCACUUAUAAAUUGCUGCACCAUUGACUGGUUCAAGGUUUGGCCAAGUGAUGCUUUAGAAAUGGUGGCACACAAAUUCUUGGAAGAUGUAGAAUUGGACUAUGAAGUCAGGAAAGAAGUUGUUGGACUCUGCAAGUAUUUCCAAGAGAGUGCAAGAACUCUUUCAACUAAAUAUUUCUCCACAUUGCGAAGAUAUAACUAUGUGACGCCUACUUCUUACCUGGAGUUAAUCCUGACCUUUAAAGUUCUGCUCAAUAAAAAGAGACAUGAAGUUGACCUGAUGAGAAACCGUUAUCUUGUUGGUUUAGAGAAACUAGAGUUUGCAUCUUCACAAGUGUCUGUAAUGCAAAAGGAGCUAACAGACCUGCAGCCAGAGUUGAUUAAAACUUCUGCUGAGACUGACAAGAUGAUGAUAAAAAUCGAGGAGGAAACAGUUGAGGUUGAUGCCAAAAGAGAGUUGGUGGCAGCAGAUGAAGCUGUGGCCAAUGAGGCUGCAGCAGCUGCACAAGAAAUUAAGGAUGAAUGUGAAGGAGAUCUUGCAGAAGCCAUGCCCGCACUUGAAGCUGCUGUAGCUGCUCUGGAUACCCUGAAGCCUGCUGAUAUCACAGUUGUGAAGACAAUGCAAAAUCCACCGGGCCCCAUAAAGUUGGUGAUGGAAAGUAUCUGUGUGAUAAAAGGGAUCAAACCAGAACGAAAACCAGAUCCGACUGGAUCAGGUAAAAUGAUUGAGGAUUACUGGGGCCCAUCUAAGAAACUUCUUGGUGACCUUAAAUUCCUGGAAAGCCUGAAGACGUUUGACAAGGACAACAUUCCACCUGCUAUCAUGAAGAGAAUCAGGGAAAGGUUUAUAGAUCACCCAGACUUUCAACCGUCUGUUAUUAAAAAUGUAUCAUCUGCCUGUGAGGGCUUGUGUAAAUGGGUCAGAGCCAUGGAAGUGUACGAACGUGUCAUCAAGGUGGUUGGUCCAAAACGUGAGCGACUGAGAAUAGCCGAAGAGGAAUUUGCUGUCCAGAUGGAAAUGUUGAAUGUGAAACGUGGAGAAUUGAAAGCUUUGGAGGACAAGCUACAGGCAUUGAAUGAUGACUUUGAAGUUAUGAAUAACAGAAAGAAGGACUUAGAAGACAACAUAGAGCUGUGCUCACAGAAACUGGUACGUGCUGAAAAGCUGAUUGGUGGACUUGGUGGAGAAAAGGACAGGUGGACUGAAGCUGCCCGACUUUUAGGAAUUACAUAUAAAGAUCUAACUGGUGAUGUGCUUCUGUCUUCGGGCACUGUAGCCUAUUUAGGAGCCUUCACAGUGGAUUAUCGUCAUGAAUGCCAAAGUGAGUGGCACAUCCUGUGUAAGGAGAAAUUAAUCCCUUGUUCGGAUGAAUUUUCCCUGAGUGGCAUAUUAGGAGACCCUGUGAAAAUCCGUGCUUGGCAAAUUGCUGGGCUGCCAGUUGAUGCUUUUUCUAUUGACAAUGGGAUAAUUAUAUCAAACUCAAGAAGGUGGCCCUUAAUGAUUGAUCCUCAAGGUCAAGCAAAUAAAUGGGUCAAAAAUAUGGAGAAAAACAACAGACUAGGAGUAAUAAAAUUAUCAGACUCUAACUACGUAAGGACUUUGGAAAAUGCCAUCCAGUUUGGCACUCCACUGUUGUUGGAAAACAUUGCUGAAGAACUGGAUCCCAUGCUUGAACCAGUUCUGCUGAAACAAACCUAUAAACACCAGGGAGUCGAGGUCAUGAAGUUAGGGGAAAAUGUAAUUGAGUAUUCACAUGACUUUAAAUUCUACAUUACCACUCGUUUGAGAAACCCACAUUAUCUCCCAGAAGUAGCCGUAAAAGUUUGUCUUUUAAACUUCAUGAUUACACCCCUGGGGCUUGAAGACCAAUUGCUGGGGAUUGUAGCUGCCAAAGAAAAGCCCGAGUUAGAAGAAAAGAAAAACUUGUUGAUCUUGGAGAGUGCACAAAACAAAAAGCAACUCAAGGAGAUUGAGGACAAGAUUCUAGAAGUCUUGUCGUCAUCACAAGGAAAUAUCUUGGAAGAUGAAACUGCCAUUAAGGUGCUAUCUUCUUCGAAACUGCUUUCGGAGGAAAUAUCUGAAAAACAACAAAUUGCAACUGCAACGGAAAAGGAAAUAGACAUCACACGGAUGGGUUACAAGCCUGUUGCUGUACAUUCAUCUAUUGUUUUCUUUUGCAUCUCUGAUUUGGCUCACAUUGAACCAAUGUAUCAGUACUCACUGACCUGGUUCAUUAACUUGUACGUGCAGUCAAUUGCAAACAGUAGGAAGAGUGAAAACGUGGCUAAAAGAAUUUUAGCUAUAACUGAACACUUCACACUUAGUAUCUAUAACAAUGUCUGUCGUUCUCUGUUUGAAAAGGACAAACUACUUUUUUCACUGCUGCUUAAUGUGGGGAUAAUGAAGGGUAACGGAGAGAUCGAUGAAGAACUAUGGCGUUUUCUAUUAACUGGAGGUGUGGCUCUUGACAAUCCAUUUCCCAAUCCAGCUUCUGAAUGGCUAUCAGAAAAAAGCUGGUCAGAGAUUGUCCGGGCAUCUAGUUUGCCAAGCCUGGAAGGUCUAAUGGAUCAUGUGACUGAUAACAUAGUCAAGUGGAAAAACAUUUAUGAUUCUGCCAAACCUCAUGAAGAAACACUUCCAGAUAACUGGAGUUCUUUAAAAGGAAUGGAUCAUUUGAUUGUUAUCAGAUGCUUCCGACCAGACAAAAUUAUUCCAGCAGUGCAGCAAUUCAUUGCGGAUACAAUGGGAAAAACAUUCAUUGAACCUCCAACAUUUGACCUUGGUGGUAGUUACAAUGAUUCCCAUUGCUGUGCACCUUUGAUUUUUAUUCUUUCCCCUGGAGCUGAUCCCAUGGCAGGCUUGCUUAAGUUUGCAGAUGAUGUUGGCAUGGGUGGAGAAAACACACAAACAAUAUCACUUGGUCAAGGUCAGGGACCUAUCGCUGCACAAAUGAUUGAAAGUGGUAUUAUAAGUGGAUCCUGGGUCGUAUUACAGAACUGCCAUCUUGCAACUAGUUGGAUGCCCACUCUGGAGAAAAUCUGUGAGGAGGUGAUAAUACCAGAAAACACCCACAAGGAGUUCAGGUUGUGGCUGACCAGUUACCCAUCAGACAAGUUUCCUGUCAGUAUUCUUCAGAAUGGGGUCAAGAUGACAAACGAGCCUCCAAAGGGACUCAGGGCAAAUAUGCUCCGUUCAUAUCUCAACGAUCCAAUCUCAGAUGCUACUUUCUUCAAUAGCUGUGACAAACCUGAAAUCUGGGAAAAACUUCUAUUUGGGCUUUGCUUUUUCCAUGCUCUAGUACAAGAGAGGAGGAACUUUGGUCCUUUAGGUUGGAAUAUCCCUUAUGAAUUUAAUGAGUCUGAUCUGCGAAUAAGUACAAGACAGAUCCAGAUGUUUCUGAAUGAAUAUGAGGAGGUACCACUGGAAGCUCUAACAUACUUAACAGGUGAAUGUAACUAUGGAGGUAGAGUCACAGAUGACAAAGACAGACGUUUGCUUUUGUCUCUCCUAUCCAUUAUAUACAACAAGGACCUAAUACACCAAGACAAAUAUAAGCUUGCACCUGGCGAGAUUUACUAUGUCCCACCGCAUGGUCCUUAUCAGUCAUACGUUGACUACCUACGGGCUCUACCAACUGUGGCCCAUCCUGAGGUCUUUGGACUUCAUGAAAAUGCUGAUAUUACAAAAGAUAACCAGGAGACUAAUCAACUUUUUGAAGGGGUGUUACUAACUCUUCCCAGACAGAGUGGUGGUGCUGGUAAAUCACCUCAAGAGGUUGUUGAAGACUUGGCUGCAGACAUAAUGUCCAAACUACCUGAUGACUUUAAUUUGGAGGAUGUGAUGGCAAAAUAUCCAGUAGUGUAUGAGGAGUCGAUGAACACAGUCCUCAGACAAGAACUUAUCAGAUUCAACAGCAUUCCUGAUGCCAAGUUGAAGUGUAUGGAGCAGCAGGAGCAGCGACGGAGUGUCACUGGAAGGGGACUGCUUUAG
Rhincodon typus (whale shark) is the source of this 10422-nucleotide messenger RNA. RefSeq names its product dynein axonemal heavy chain 3. The record is from RefSeq and is a predicted model, not a curated record. The transcript is spliced from 51 exons. Gene Ontology annotation, cellular component: dynein complex. Bases 1 to 10422 code for a protein of 3473 amino acids. Gene Ontology annotation, molecular function: ATP binding; ATP hydrolysis activity; dynein light intermediate chain binding. Lineage: Eukaryota; Metazoa; Chordata; Chondrichthyes; Orectolobiformes; Rhincodontidae. Gene Ontology annotation, biological process: microtubule-based movement.